GAUAGCGCGAGACUGAGUAGGAUCGGUGGGGAAUGGGGAGCCCAGGAUACCAGGGGGAGAGGGUGUUGUCAUGACGAUGCUUAAGGCCUCGUGUUUUCACAGGAUUAGAUGAUACGCUUACAGUCCUUUGGUUCAUUUGGCAGCUUAACCUUGCGCUCCUGACACCCUUAGAUUCUUGCAACUUAAGCUCCCUGUUUGUACAUGUAGCUGAAACAAAUCGUAACACUUUUUGGAAUGUAUAAAUACGGAGUGAAGCCGUGGAGUCUACAUGUGUGCAUGCCGUUCCAUUAAAAAAACUUCACAUGCAUAGAUAAAUAGCAUGCUUGAAACUAGUUUUCUAUAUGAAAGAGUUGUGGGUGGGAGGGCAAGCAUUCGGACAACUGAUAUACAACUAGAGCUCCCAACUGUAAUCAAAGGCACUUCUGAUGAUGAAGUCCCAUGCCCAGGCUACCUGUUUGAAGAGAUUGCCAAAAUCUCUCAUGAGUCAGCUGGAAGUAGUCACUGUCUUCUUGAGUACCUCCUCAAUCGCCUUCAGAACAACUCAUGCCAUGUCAAACUGAAGGUGCUCAAAAUCCUGCUGUACAUGUGCAACCAUGGGUCCUCGCACUUCCUUCUGCAGCUUAAGAGGAAUUCUUCUUUCAUUCAGGAAGCCGCAGUGUUUGCAGGACCUCCGGAUCCUCUCCAUGGCAACAGCUUGUAUCAGAAGGUGCGGGUGACUGCACAGGACCUGGCAAGUGCUUUGUUUUCAGAUGCCUUGUUGCCCCAGACUGCUGCUCAGACACCUAAAGAGCUGCCUUCAUCAGGAAUGGGCUCCAGGCCUAGCCCCCAUGGCUCACUUCAGGGCUUUGGCUUUGAAAGAAGCAGCUCCACAUCCACAGGCAAAGUUCUGCUGGCCACCAUUCAGAAGGCAGCUGAGGUGGUUGCCAAUGCUGUGCUCCCUGGUCAGGAACUUGCCAGCCCCCAUCACAGGGAGCUAAAGGAUGAUGCCUAUGAGCCCGUGAUGGCACCUUCUGGCAAAAGCUCCAUCUUGCCUACAAAGCCAUCUUCUGUUGUAGCCCAUGAGAUGCGAGUGAACCAUCAACCAGGGCAAGCAGGAGGAGGCUGGGAGGAGUUGGACAGUGGGCAAAGCUCCCAGGAUUCAUUGCAGGAGAACAGUGAACUGAGCAGAACAUCUGAUUCCUACAGCAAAUCAGGCAGUGACAACAACUUAGGUGCCCUGGAGUCAGGGAGUGUUGCUGAAAGGAUGGAAGCCGAAAACCUUGGGGACUGCCUGCAAGAAGUGAGCCUCGUCACCACCCUCACCCAGGGCUCCAAGGUCUUCCUGACACGUGAGGAGACCCAGCACUUCAUCAAAGAGUGUGGGCUGCUGAACUGUGAAGUGGUCUUGGCUAUGCUCAACCGAACCCUGAAGGACCCCAGUGAGUGCAUCCGCAUGAGGGCCAUGUGUGCCAUUUAUUCCCUUAUGUGUUCUGACUUGCUUUCCCAUGAUCAGAUAUUUGCCAUUACCCAGCAACACUUGCAGGAACUCAGUCAAGAGAGCCCUGGAUCUGUAGCCAACAAAGCAACAAAGAUCUUGCGACAAUUUGAAGCACUCUGCAGAAGCCACCCUACACCCAAGGACUCGCCCCCAGUUGCCAACCAUUGUGUCCCCACAAAAGUGACAUUCAAACGCACUGAUGACCUGUUGACAGAUACAACACCCUUGACAGGAGAGGCGAUCCUCAAACCUAUGAGCCUGGCAGCACAGCCCUCCCAAGAGCCUGAAGUCCUGGCAAGUGAUUUGUGCCUCUUGGAAGGACAGAUGCUGGGAUCUGCGUCCUGUGGCCAGCUAGGUCUCCUGCCACCGCCGGGCCUAUGUCAGCAUGUGGCAGAGUGCAAACCCCCAGACUCUGAACCCCAAGAGGACAGGCUCUUGAGGGGUGAUCCAGAUGGCACAGUUUCCCUGUUUGCAGGGAUGGAGCUGGUUGCACCCUCAAGCAUGACACUGGCUGACGCUUCUGAGAAAGAAUGUGUUCCUCUAACUCCACGGACAUCUUGCAUUGGGAGCACUAUGGACAACGAGGACAGCCAGGAGCGAUCGGCUUUCCCCUUCCUCAAUGUUUAAUCGUUCCCUGCUACUGCUUCAGCUACGAGGCAGUUCAGCUAGCAACAAAUGUGGUAUCUGGUCAACUCUCCCCAUGUCCAGGACUUUUGCUUCCUCUAUAGUUUCUGCACUAGCCUUUGGUCCCGGGGUGGGCAAACAUGGCCUUCCAAAGAACUACAACUCCCUUUAUCCCCAGCUGCAAUAAACUGUGACUGGGGAUGAUGGGAGUUAUAGUUCAACAACAUCCGGUGGGACAAGUUUGCCCACCCUUGCCCUUGAGAUACAGGCAAUGCUGUAUCUCAGUUGCUUGUCUGUUUUCCCCUUCUCUUGUUGAUAUGUCACUUUCUUGUAAAACAGGGGUGGGGAACCUUGGCCCUCCAGCUGUUUUUGAACUACUGCUCCCAUCAUC
Molecule: messenger RNA, 2492 nt
Organism: Hemicordylus capensis (graceful crag lizard)
Lineage: Eukaryota; Metazoa; Chordata; Lepidosauria; Squamata; Cordylidae
Gene: TEPSIN
Product: TEPSIN adaptor related protein complex 4 accessory protein
Exons: 13
Coding region: 320-2104 (594 amino acids)
Cellular component (GO): trans-Golgi network membrane
Source: RefSeq, a predicted model, not a curated record